Rhipicephalus sanguineus (brown dog tick) is the source of this 2353-nucleotide messenger RNA. RefSeq names its product malonate--CoA ligase ACSF3, mitochondrial. The transcript is spliced from 7 exons. The record is from RefSeq and is a predicted model, not a curated record. Lineage: Eukaryota; Metazoa; Arthropoda; Arachnida; Ixodida; Ixodidae. Gene Ontology annotation, molecular function: medium-chain fatty acid-CoA ligase activity. Gene Ontology annotation, biological process: fatty acid metabolic process. Bases 586 to 2334 code for a protein of 582 amino acids.
GUAUGGUUCCAUGGAUAUGUGUGGAAUGUGGGAAAGUUCAUGCACCACAUUAGUUACAUUAGUACAGUCUGCCCUGAAAGGCCUUAGAGCAGUGCCUCAACUGUAGAAAUCAUGGUCCUUAUCGUAGCUGAGAAUAUGUUUUUGAGAACUCAUCCUGUGGCCUUCUUGUCGUGAUGCUGAGUUCUUUGAAAACUGUUUUUAUGCAGUUCUUUCUGUUCUGCCGAGUUUGCUUCAUGCGACGAAUGUUUUGGAAGUUAACGGCUACGCGAGAACAAAACGAAUAAAGAACUGGAGUUUGCGGACGCGGAUAUGCAAAUCUUGAGAAACACUCUAACGCUGAGCAAAAUAGGACACACCUCUGGCCUUUUUUUUUUUUUACCCUCUGUUUUUGCGCAGAUUGGGUACUGCGGUUGUCGCCUAUGCUACUGUACGUGUUAGGUGGGGGUCACAUGUGUACGAUAAGCGGCACCGGCAACAGGUGUCGAGUGUGAGCUGUUUGAGCACUCUGGAGGAAGUUGUGCACUCGGCUACCCCAUCUCGUUAUGCUUUUAAAGCACCAAUAAUCUGAGUUAUUGUUAUUACUUUAUGCACAUAAGGAGUUGGCCAGGAAACAUGACAUUCUUAUAUUUUGCAAGGUUGCAAGGAAGCCUUGUAAAUAACCUCAGAAGUCUGCCAAAAUUUAAACUUGGACCUGUUUCCUCCAUAAGAUGUUCAUCAACAACUUUCCCUCCUGCAUUCUCUCCAGUGUUUGGAGGCAUUCAAGAGCAUUUGAACAAGCUGGCUGUGGUUGAUGCACUUGGCUCGCACACCUAUGGUGAUCUACUUAGCUUUAGCCAGCAAAUCCAAAAAGAGAUAUCCAAACUUACAAAGUCUUGUGAGCAAAUGCGAAUUUCCUAUUUGUGCCCAAGUGAUGUUCGAUAUGUUGCCACACAGUGGGCUUGCUGGCUCGGUGGUAAUGUAGCCGUGCCCCUUUACCAUCAGCACCCAGAUGCCAUGCUGGAAUACUACAUUAAAGAUUCUCAGACAUCAGUUUUGCUCACAACCAAAGAAUACAAAGAACGCAUCCUGAAACUCUCUGAGCAACUUUCUCUCCCUUAUAUUGUAAUUGACAGACCAAGCAAAGAAAAGGCUGAAGGAACUGAAAGCAAAGAUUGGGAAAGUUUGAAAGAACAGGAUGCUCUGAUGAUGUACACCAGUGGGACGACAGGGCCUCCAAAAGGAGUUGUCCUCUCAUUCAGAAAUGUGCACUUUCAAGUGGCACAGAUCAGGAAGGCCUGGGAAUGGACACCUGAAGAUGUGAUGCUACAUGCACUGCCACUUCAUCAUACGCAUGGAAUUAUAAGUGGCUUGCUCACGCCAUUGUACUCUCAUGCUGCUUGUCUGAUGCUGCCCAAGUUUAACCCUGCAGAGGUGUGGAAACAUCUACUGCACCUGGAUAAGAGCAAGCCAGCAGUUUCGGUCUUCAUGGCUGUUCCCACUAUGUAUGUAAAACUGAUUGAGCAUUAUGAGCAGCACUUGAGACACUGCAGAGAGACAGCACCAGAUGUGGUUCGUGACACAUUUGCAAAAAAUAUCAGGUUUGUCAUUAGUGGUUCAGCUUCUCUCCCACAGCCCAUAUUUGAAAAAUUCCAUGACAUUACCGGCAUGACUAUAUUGGAAAGAUAUGGAAUGACUGAAGUUGGUGUACCACUAUCAAAUCUCCUGCAUGGCAAAAGACAUCCUGGAUGUGUGGGAUACCCUACAGCAGGUGUUGAAGUGUGCAUUGCUGAAGCAGAUGACUCCAAGAUAGGAUACAAGCCUCUGGUCUUGAGCGCAAAUGCAGAGACAAAGUACCUCGAAGGAUCAGAAAACAACAGUGGUGAACUGCUUAUUAGGGGCCCUAAUGUGUUCAAGUACUACUGGAACAGGCCAGAGGUAACAAAAGACUCAUUUACCCAAGAUGGCUGGUUUAAAACAGGUGACAGUGCUGCAUGCAUUGACGGCGUCUACAAGAUCCUGGGACGUACGUCGGCUGAUAUCAUCAAGUCUGGUGGUUACAAGGUCAGCGCACUAGAUGUAGAGCGCCAUUUGCUGGCCCAUCCGUCUAUUAAAGAAUGCACGGUAGUGGGAGCCCCUGAUGCCACUUGGGGUGAGCGUGUUGCUGCAAUAGUUGUCUUGCAUGAGCCAUCAGCCACACUGGAACUUGAAGACCUCCGAAACUGGUGUAAAGAACGCAUGCCCACAUACAAUGUACCCAGUAUUUUACUGUGUGUACCUGCCUUAGAACGUAAUUUUCUAGGCAAAGUCAAUAAGAAGGAACUUGUAAAAAAAUUGUGGCCUGCUCCACUGCAAUAGCAUGCAUAAUCAUAAAAUU